AUGCAAGAUGUGAGGAUCAUAGUGGGCAACUUCGACCAGGUGAUGGCAAGACGUGUCUUCUGUAGCGCCCGGAAGAACUCACUGUACGGCCCCAAGCACCAAUGGAUCAUCCUGGGCACCUACGACGACGAUUGGUGGACCAUCGACGACCCCAUGGUCACGUGCUCCACCUGGGAACUCAAUGACACCAUUCAUGGUUACCUAGCAACAGACGCCCUGCCGCUCAGCACAAGUGAUGACGUCACAGAGUCCGGUCUGACAGCCAGCGAGUACCUGCACGUCUACAACAAGACCCGGGGGUCAGAGUUCAGCAAGUACCAUGGUUACGCCUAUGACGGCGUCUGGGUGGUGGCCAAAGCUUUGGACCGUCUCCUGGAGGCAGCCAGCCUGACCCCUGACCUCUUGCGUGGACCUGAGGUCGGCAGAGUGCUCAACGAGACCAACUUUGUUGGAGUUACGGGUAGGGUGCAGUUUCAAAAUGGAGACCGCCUUGGCAGCAUCACCAUCUCACAGAUGCAGUAUGGAAGAAUGGUCAAGGUGGGGGAAUAUCACGCGCUGACCCACACACUGGACCUGGGAAAUGGUAGCCUGAUCACCUGGAGAGAUGGAAAGCCCCCCAUGGACAGAAGUGUGAAGAUAGAAGAGCUGCGUCAUGUUAGUUUCCCAGUGUACAUUGCCUUUGUUGUCCUGGCAGCUAUGGGAAUUACUAUGGCUGUGCUAUUCUUAGCUGUCAACAUCCGGUAUCGACGUCACAGUCCAAACAUGAACAACCUCAUCAUCGUGGGCUGUAUUCUCUGCUACAUGUCCAUCUUCUUGUUGGGGGCUGACCCAGACCACACUGACCGCCUGCUCUUCAGCUACUGGUGCACUGCCAGAUCCUGGACUUUGGCUCUGGGAUUUACCCUGGCUUUUGGCGCCAUGUUUGGGAAAACCUGGAGAGUGCAUGCCAUCUUUACAAAUAUCAAACUCAACAAGAAGGUGAUCAAAGACUACAAGUUGAUGUUGAUCGUUCUGGUGCUGGUACUGCUGGACGUGCUGGUCCUGGUCACUUGGCAAGUGGUCGACCCAUUUGACAAGGCGGUCAAGCGGUUAUCACCUGAGGUAGGUUUAUCACCUGAAGUGUACGCAGAUUAUGAAAUCAUCCCCAAGCUGGAUUACUGCUCCAGCAGACGCAUGGAGAUCUGGCUGGGAGCUCUGUACGCCUACAAAGGCCUUCUGCUGGCAUUUGGCUGUUUCCUGGCGUGGGAGACGAGACACGUGAGUAUACCGGCGCUCAACGACUCCAAGUAUAUAGGGAUGUCGGUCUACAACGUUGUCAUCAUGUGUGUCUGUGGUGCGGCAGUCUCCUUCAUCAUCGAGGACAGGCCCACAGAGAGCUUCAUCAUCAUCGGUUUAUUUAUCAUCUUCUGCACCACCAUCACACUGUGCCUUGUUUUUCUGCCUAAGAUAGUCCAGCUGAAGAGAAAUCCCAAGGGCAACGAGCAGAGAGUCAGGGCAACUUUAGGUCACUGCUCUAAACAAUCCAAGAAAACAGAAUACUCAGUUCACAGGGAGAAGAUGAGAGAAACUUUGGAAGAGAAUCGACGACUGCGGGGGUUUCUAGAACAGAGAGCCAGUGAGUUGGAGAAUCUUCUAGAACAGCUGGGUGAUGAUGUCAUCAAGGAUGAUGUGGGGUUGAGAUCCGCUCUAAUUCACAAGACAGUCCUGGAUCUCAGAAAUACCAAGGAGUCUCCAGGCAAGAUGUCCCUCAAAUCAUGCAGUGCUUCCGAUUAUGACUCCAGUUACUCUGAAGGCAGCGGCACUACUUAUGUCUACCUGAAUGAUGAGCCCGCACCUACCACCAGCCUUCUCAAGUACCGGUUCAACAACAGCAAACUCUACUCAGAGGCCAUUGAGAUGGCUGGUAUCAGGUUUAACAAUAGAAAGACUUCAUUGACCCUACCCCCAGCUUCAGAAGAUGAGGUUGAAGAUGACCCAUUUGGUGGCGUCUACCUGGGACCCAUUGACUCACCCACUAACCCGGAUGCUGUAGAUGGGGAUGCAAGUAUAGAAGAAAGGUAUCCCCUGAUGAUUGACUCCCCCAGCAACCGAGAACUCCCUCACAGACCAGAGAGUGCCACAUCGGGAGAUUCUCUCUUGGACAGUUUCAGUGGAGCACCAGGUUUGAGGACCUCAUUUGGUAGCACGGAUACUAACCCAGGGACUCUUGUAUGUAGCAUGAGU
Messenger RNA from Candidula unifasciata, 2223 nucleotides. The record is from the annotation of a GenBank genome assembly. Lineage: Eukaryota; Metazoa; Mollusca; Gastropoda; Stylommatophora; Geomitridae.